GCUUACAUAAUAAUUCAUUAGAAUUUGUAAAAAAGAUUUUUUCUCCAAAUGUCAUUUUAUCGUUUCCUUAGUUUUGUCUAUCUUCUGUCAUGCGUACUCAAACCCGCCUUAUGAUAUUAUGGCGCUUGUGUGAUUUCCCUUUUAUCUUGGCAAGUUGAAAAUUCAUUUUAUACAGUCAAAUUGAACAACUCAUCACUAUAUAAGCUCUCAUGAUGUUCCAUCCAAACUUUCAGUAACCUGCACCAGGUGGCAGCAGCUGGUGGCAGUAUGUGGCCAUUGUUACUGGACUUAUCUCGGGAUGAGUCUAAACGGAUUCUACGCCGCCUGGAGCUUGAAGCCUAUUCUUCCCUCAUCUCUGCAUUCAGAGCACAAGGAAUUCUCACCAAAGAUAAGAAAAAGAUACUCAAAGACCUACAGCAUGCUUUGAGCAUAUCUACAGAGCGGCACCGUGCUGAGGUGCGAAGAGCCGUCAACGAUGAACAGUUAGCAACAAUAGCAGAUAAAAUGUGUGGGCCAAGUACAGAUGCUGACUGGCUGAUUGAAGGCCGGCGUCUUAUCCCUUUGAUGCCUCGCUUAGUCCCACAGACGGCUUUCACUGUCACUGCUAAUCAAGCAGUUAACCUACAGGUGGAGAAGAAUGCUGCAAUGCCCAAUCCUAUGCACACUGGUAACAAAGAUUGGGGUGUUAUUCCUGAAGAUGAAGAAGAAACGUGCAGUCGGAAGAAAAGAAGCAUGUCGGUGGAUAAUAUAAGUUCAGUCUGUGCUGGAACCCAGACACCCCGUGCUACCACUGCAUCCGCCUCCUCUUCAACGUCAUCAAACACCCUGCAAGGUAUGUCUCCCGUCAAGAUCACCAUCAGCAAGAACUCUCAGACAAGAAGCCAAAACACCAGCGCUGUUGCAACGCAAACCCAAAAAGUGAUAUUGGUGUCCACUUCUGGUUCUGGUUCAAGCACUGGCCCUAAUGUAUUACCAAAGUCCAUUUCUUUGCCUCUUGUUAAAACAAUCCCAACAAUGACGACCAGUGGCAGUGGUCAUCCAAAGAUGUCCAUUGUGAUGCCUAGCACAAACACAAGUCCUGGAAGUGUUUCCAUCUCCAAUGGUAACCUUGGAAACAUCAUCACUGUGGUCACUACAUCAAAUACGUCUUCAAAGUCUACCUCAACAAAUACAACUGCUGUUCUUGGUACUCCUUCUGCAGCAUUUUUACCAUCAUCUAUAAACAUUUCUAAACCCAGACCAAAAUCAGUUCCAAGACAGAAGCUCCCUCAGUUUGGUCAAAAACCUGGCGUUGUGAUCCCUGUUGGCCAGCAACCAUUACAUUCUCCCCAAGGAAACCAGUCUGUACAGAGUAUCCAAAUAAAACCAACCACAAAGUCAGCAAUCCAGAUUAAGCAUGAAGGAGGCAUGAAGAUAAUAACCCAGAGUGUCCCACCCACUGGUAGUAAAAUAUUACCCAAGCCAACCCAAUCUGGGACACCAGUGGUAGUUGUUAGUGGAGUCUCCACAACUACUACUGCCACUACAGUUUCUAUGGUGACUAGGCCUGUGUCCACUAUUUCAGUGAGCCAAGCAGGCAACAGCAAAAUCCUGAACAUCAAUGCUCCAGGUGGGAAGGUGAUUACAACGACAAAGACAGCUAAUGUAGUGACUGUGAAUCCCAAAACUUUGCAUCUAACAGCAGUCAAAUCCAGCACCGGUGGAACUGUAAGCCGACCUAAUGUUAUUGUGGUGACGAAAGCUCCACCUAAAAGAUCACCAGUCCCAAUUUCCACUAGCAUCACAAAAGGAACGGAACUUGUAAGUUUCAUUCAUAAACAUGAUAAUCGUCAAGGAAGUAGUCCAGUAUCUUCUUUGAAGUCUCCUCUAGAGAAAAAGAUAAUUGUAACCACAACAGUUCCAGAGUCAUUGAAGCGUCAGCAACAGGCUCGAAUCACAGAUGUUGACAGUGCUGGCGGGAAGACUUCUACAUUGCUGGCAGAACUCAUUCAAGCCGCUGGUAUCCUGCCAGACACUCAUUCUGCUGACUCACAGCAGACUUCUUCUACUAUAGCAAUUACUGAUGUUGCUAUCGCUCCUGCUCUUUUUUGGGGUUUUUUUUCAGUUUCCACCCAGCCACUCACUAGCAACGAGUGGUUUGAAUAUGAUGUCGCGGAUGACCAAUCAAACACAUAUACCAAUGAUUCUUCUACAGAUGCUAUCUCGGCUCUCUUAGAGAUGCAGCACCAAUCCAAUAACGGUAACCUCCAAAUCAAAGAGAAAGAGAUCAUUAGAAGUUCAUCAGACCUUGGAAAUCUUUCUGAGCAAAUAAAUCAGCAGAACUUUUACACCCUUGAUCAGGCUCUGAGCAUUUUAAGUCAAGAAGAAAAAGACGCUCCAGCUUCUUCUAUCGGCGGUUCGGUCGACCCACUCAGUUUUCUCAAUUCUUCCACAUUUCCACUCAGCAUUUCUAAACAGAUUGAAGAACCGAUGCAGGUUACAGUUUCCACUCCUGAUGUCUCCAAUACUGUUGAAGUACCCAUCUCUACUGAAACUCCUCCCUCAACACCAGUGCCAACAGAUCUAGUUGAGCAGCUCUCCACCUCUAUGAACCAAGAGCUGUUACAAGGGGAACUCGAUCCUCAGACUGGACUCUUUUAUACGGUGGUUCCAUCAUCUGUGACAACAGGUUCUUCGACCACAAGCACCAACACUGUUCAGACCCUUAGCCAGAGCAGUACCAGCAGCAACACCUCUACCACAAACACUACCACCACCACUGUUGCAAACACUCCGGUUGUUGCCAAGCAGAUUAUCAUCUCGAGCCACACUCAAGACAACAGAAUAUCAAGCACUGUCGGUGGUGGGGGUGGCAGUGGCAGUGGUGGUGAUAGUAAGGAUGGUAGCAGUGGUAGUGGUGGUAGUAGUGUCAGUGGUGGUAGUAGCAGCAGUGGCAGCAGUAGCAGUUUUGCUGACAAUAGCAGGUCUUCGACCUCACCAUUUCCGUUGACUUCGGUCAUCUCGGCAUCAACUUCAUCUUUGGUGCACAUGCUCGGUGCUUCUUCUUCUUCUACUACUGCGUCGUCGUCGUCUUCCUCCUCCUCCUCUCUCCUUCCUACAUCUCUCUCUAACACCACCACUGCCGCCACCACCACCACCACCACUACCACCACAACGGCCACCACUGCCACCACCACCACCACUACGACUGUCUCUGUUACUACCACCGCUAGCACUCCUGCCUCCUCUGUCACCGCUACCAUCACCACCACCAGCUCAACUUCAUCUAAACCAUUGGACCUUCUGAGCAGCUCACUGGCCCAGGCUCAGAUUGACUUGGACACAUAUCAUUUCAUUGAGGAAAUUGAAACAGACAUGCCGAGCCAAGUGACUUCUCCAAAGAGCAGCAGUAAAACAAAUAAUAACAAUAAUAAUAAUAAGAGCAGCAGUGACAUUAGCAGUAGCAACAGUAGUAGUAGUAGCAGUAGUAAAAGUAGUAUUAACAUUAUUAGUACUACUUCGAGCGGCAACAGUAAUAGCAAUAGAAGUAGUAGUAGUAGUAGUAGUAGUAGUAGUAGUAGUAGUAGUAGCAGUAGUAGUAGUAGUAGUAGUAGUAUCAGCAUUACCAAAGGGACGAAAGAGAGCCCCACGUCCAAACCCACAUCCAACACUCUACUGGCUAAAAUCACCACGUCACCAUUGAUAUCGACAGUUUCAAACACAACCAGGAAAAGCAGUGUUUCAGUACCAGACAAUCCUUCUAAAGUGAACUCAGAUCCAGAUGUAAUCUGUUUGAAAGAAACUAUCAACCUUACAUCCGAGCCCGUUUCCCAGCCUGUGACAAGUACCAUGUCUUCAUCGUCAGUUUCUUCUACUCCUGUCUCUAAGUCAUUCCUGAAAGGGAGUGCUAAGCAAGAAUCGUCUUCAUCUGAAUCCUCUCCGCCUGUCAUAACCAUCACGACGUCUCCCAAGAGUGUCUCGGCAAAAACCUCCUCUCCUGAAACAAUCGCAAAACUACCCCUAAACAUUUUCCAGGUGAAAACUGUGCAGAAGAAAUUAAGCAGUGCAUCUACUCAACAGGGAGGUCAGCAGCAACAGCAUCAAGUGGUGGUGAUCACUAAAGAAAAACCUUCGGAGAAACGCCUCUGCUCAUCAAAGAUUGACAUGAAAGACGUAAGAGUGCAUGCCAUUACCACAUCGACUCAACUAAAGGAUUCUAAUGCGAAAAUUCCAAAGAAAUCUUCCCCAACAGGCGUUGAAGGAAAACUUGGUGAAACCCCAAACAGCCUAGCUGAGGGCAAAUCUCUGGACAAUAUUGGUGCUAAAUCGAAAACCACCUCGUCCAAAGUGGUGGAUGUCUCUUUAACGGAGAUCAAAGAUUACAAAAAGUUAAGAGGCACAAGCAGCAUAAACACUUCGCCAGUGGAUGCAGUUAAGAUUCUCAAGAAGCUUGUGAGUCCCACAAGCGAAGCAGGAAAGGGCGUGUCUGCAACUGUUUGCGUGAACACGGUUCAUAAGAAAGUGGUGCCAGUGACUACUUCGAUGUCGCUGAGUAGGAAACUGGACACGUCAGUGGGCGGUUCGAUUCUCAGCAAACCCUCCCCGCCAAAAGUAACUGUGAAGAAGAUCGACUCGCACACUGUCACCGUGUCGAAAGUUCUGCUGGAAGGCCGUCGUUCCUGUAACAACAGCAAAGAUAUCGUUCUGUCAGCGAUUCCGAAACGAAGUGAAGAGAUGAAGAAGUUCCCUUCGGUUUUGAUCAACAGUUGUCAGAAAGAGUUGGUCACCAAAUUAAAACCGCUCAAUAAAACAUCAGCCCAGCUCACUACUGCUGAAAAGACUCUUAAACCGGUGUCAUCGUCUAUUUCAAUAUCCACAUCAUUAUCGUCAUCAUCAUCAUCGUCAUCAUCACCAUCAUCAUCUUCAUUGUCAACAUCCUCAUCAUCACCCUCAUCAUCAUUGUCAUCAUCAUCGUCAUUAUCAUUAUUAACAUCCUCAUCUUCCUCUCGUUCAGCAUCAUCUACAUCCUCAUCAUCAUCAUCAUCAUCAACAACAACAACAACUGCAACAUCAACAAAGUCAUCAUCACAGUCAUCAACAUUAUCAUCCUCAUCGCCAUCGUCGUCGUCAUCAUCCACAUCAUCGUCAACAUCUUCAUCCACAUCACUAGUAAGAGUGUCUGUGCCAAUCUCUUGCAUAACUAGUUCCACACAAGAAAACAGAGGAAGUGUGCUCAACAAAUCCACUAAUUUUGAGAAGCAGCGGCUGGUUGAAAUCAAUGGUCCCAGACCUUUUAGCAAAACCGGCGGCAUUAAGUGCGAUUUAAACCCAUCUGUGAUGCUAACCUUGCCCGGAAAAAGCAGCACUGCAAAAGACCGUGUACCUGUCCAAAACAAAGUGGUCUCAGAACUGUGUCCAAUCGAACCUCUCACAGAUGGCAAGAGCACUGUGGUAAACAGUGUUUGCAGCAAUUCUGAGGGUACUAUUGCUGAACGAGGGGACAAGCUUUUGUCAAAGGUGACACCGAGGGCGACUAAAGACGAGAAAACACUCGGAAAGUCAAUUCUCAUCAGUGUUAAGACUUCGGCUGAGGUGGUUGUCGUGUCCGAACCAUUAACAGUACUUUCUACGACGUCAGACAGAAAGGGUUCAAACAGCAGCCAUGUGAGCAGCGAAGAGCCCCUCCAAGGGCAAGGCAAAAGUGUAGAGUUCCUUAGUAAAGAAAACCUUGAAGAAAUGGUCCCUGCUGGAAGCCCUUCAGGGACUGAAGUGAGUAGCAGUUCAGACAGCCAAGGUGAUGGUCUAUUCAGCACUGAUACAAACCCAAUCCGAGUGAGUCAGAGGAAGAGAAAGCCUCCCGCCACCCUUGAUGAUAACCCUUCCCCGCCUUCCUUAGGGGGCUGGGUUCGUAUUGCUUUGGGGCUUUUAGAGAGAGUAUCUCGCUUCCGAGGAGUCAAUCGAGAAAAGGGGGAACUGAAUGCCGCAUCAUGGUUCACCCGACCAGUGGAUCCUCUUGAGGCCCCUGACUACUACACCAUUGUGAAGACUCCUAUGGAUUUCAGCACGAUACGGAAACGAUUGGAGUCUGGAUAUUAUUCUACAAUGGAAGAUUUCCAUACUGAUAUGUCAUUGGUACGUGAUAAUUGUGGGUUGUACAAUCCACUUGGCAGUUCUGUCCAGAGAGACUGCCAAGAAGUAUUUGCAUUUUAUACUCAAGAGUAUGAGAAAAUAGUCGGCAAAUUGAACAAGGUAAAUGUCUUUAUUAUCUCGAAAAAUUUGUUUGUGAUUUUUCUCCAGUUGAUUUACGAGUUUAAUAAAGUCAUUUUAAAUAUAUCUGCCUAAAGUGUGAGUCCUGAAAGUCAUGGCUUUCGGUGACUACCAAAGACUUUAUUUUCUUGUCUAUCCAAAGUUAGUCAGCUUGCCAGACUCCAAACUAUUCAUGCUGGAACUCUCUACUAUAAACUAACAGGAAUUCUUCACUUU
Molecule: messenger RNA, 6462 nt
Organism: Octopus bimaculoides (California two-spot octopus)
Lineage: Eukaryota; Metazoa; Mollusca; Cephalopoda; Octopoda; Octopodidae
Biological process (GO): regulation of DNA-templated transcription
Cellular component (GO): nucleoplasm
Molecular function (GO): protein binding
Source: RefSeq, a predicted model, not a curated record